AUGGAGGAAGAGAAUGGAAAAAAGAAUGGAAUAUUGGAGCAAAGUUUUACAGUCACGAAAGGAACGUUUGAGAACAAUGCCAACAUACUCCAACGACUGAUUCAAAAGUGUUCUCCAUUUUUUGGUCCUGCUGCUAUCCUAGUAUUUUUGCUGAUUUAUCAUGGAUAUUUAAUAGCUGCUGGAAUCCACAAUUACUCAAAAGCAGCUCCACUAAUCUACGUGACUCUGUUCUUCUGGUUAUGUUUCAUCAUCAAUUUUUUAGUUGGGACAAGAUAUUUUAAGAUAAUUUAUGACAACCUUGCCACCAAACUAGAUGAUUUUGCAAAACGGAGAAAGUUUGUGCCAAUCACUAUUAAACUAGCAUUUGCGGGUGCCCUUCUUGCCUAUACUGUUAUUGAAGCCCUAUCCCAACCAACGAGAUUGACAGGGUUCGGAGGAUAUGUGUUCUUUUUGGUUUUUAUGGUUUUGUUCUCUCAUAGACCAAGAAAGAUCAACUGGAACAUAGUCACUAGUGCCUUGAUAUUUCAUUAUUGUCUUGCCAUAAUCAUUCUCCAAUGGUCUACCGGUCGUUGGUUCUACGAGCAACUCUCCAAAUUAAUAGUUGGUCUUCUGGAAUACGCACAAGUUGGAGCGAAAUUCGUUUUCGGUUUCAUUGCUGGUCCUCCGAAUAUUUGUGAUUUGGCACCAGUCUUCAUAUUCACAUCUCUUCAAACAUUGAUCUACUUCUCAGCUGUUGUUGCAUUAUUAUUCUACUUUGGAAUCAUUCAAGUUGCUUUGAAAAAAAGUACAUGGUUCAUGAAAGUGCUUAUCGGAACCACUCCUGUUGAGUCUGUGUACUCUUGGGCGUGCACUUUUUUGGAUUCUGAACUAUUUGCUGUCCUUACAAGUGGAUUUUCAUGUACCGGUGGAACAGUUUUCGCUGCCUAUGUAGCUUUGGGAGCAUGUCCUGAAUCUAUACUGACUGCCAGUUUACUAUCAGCUCCAAUGAGCUUAGCAUGCUCAAAGUUGAUGUAUCCAGAGGAAGAGGAGACAAAAAUUAAGGAAGAAGAUUUCGAACUUGAUCAUGAAAAUGACAAAGGAUUCUUUGAUACCCUCUGUUCUGCUGGUGUUGCUCUUGUUCCAACUGUCUUUGCGAUUGGAGCAACUCUAGUUGUAGUCAUGUCACUUUUGGCUCUUUUGGAUGAAGUAUUUUUCUAUAUCGGAGAUCUCAUUGGAUAUGAUGGAUGGAGUUUCCAAAUGUUAUUCGGCUAUGCAUUCUUCCCGUUGGCAUAUAUGAUGGGAAUUACUAACAACUCGGAUCAGACUCUGCUAGUAGCUCAGCUAAUGGGGUCUAAAACUGCUGUCAAUGAAUUCGUGGCGUAUGACAAGUUGGGUCAACUUCAAAAAGACAACAAACUGGAUCCAAAAUCUGUUCUUGUUGCUACAUAUGCCCUCUGUGGGUUCUCCAACUUCGGGUCGAUGGGGAUUCAGAUGGAAGUUAUUGGGGGAUUGGCACCUGGAAAGAAGACCGCAGCGUCCAAAGUUAUGCUUCGAGCACUUUGUGCAGGUGCCAUCGCAUGCUUUAUGAAUGCAACAGUUGCAGGUAUUCUAAUAUCAAAUCCAGUGGUUUGUAGCAGCGCCAGUGUCAACUCAACGUGUUUCAAAAUACCUUCCUAA
Molecule: messenger RNA, 1656 nt
Organism: Caenorhabditis remanei
Lineage: Eukaryota; Metazoa; Nematoda; Chromadorea; Rhabditida; Rhabditidae
Exons: 9
Coding region: 1-1656 (551 amino acids)
Biological process (GO): nucleoside transmembrane transport
Cellular component (GO): membrane
Molecular function (GO): nucleoside:sodium symporter activity
Source: RefSeq, a predicted model, not a curated record